AUGAGGGUUACGGUCUGGCCGGCGGGUAGUCUAGAGGACCGCCCACCGCCCGAUCCCACGUCCCCGGGGUCCCCUGAUACAGGGGAGCUGGGGAGCGGGUUGUGCCGAGAGCAGACGAAUCCACUCGGCAACGUCACGAAGUCCGCGAUCAACCGCACCAGUCCCGCUAGCGAGACCAUUGCCGAGAGACCGCGGAACCUGGCAAUCGGAAAGAAUGCUUCCCGAUCCUCCAUUCAUACUCACCUCUUGGAUACCACGUCGCCGGAGUCCCCUGCUGCAGAGGAGCUGACGAGUGGUAUUGCCGCCGAGUGUCCUGCGUCCCCAGAGUUCCUGCGAACAAAAUUAGGAGAGCAGGAAGCCAGCGCACCGCAGGUGUGCCAGGAGAGUCCUGAGGCCCCGCUCACACACACACACACCAUACCCAGCCAGCCGAGAGUCCGAAGACCACAAGGCCAGCCCCCUUUCCUCCCCAAGGGAGUCCCAUGUAGACCGACCGCGAGACUUCCUCCCCCCGGGCUACCGGAAUUCCUGCUCCCGAACGAAACGCCGCGCGAACGCAACUUCACGCCCGGUGUUGAGCGAGAGGGUGGUCCUGCCCCGGACGAGCCAGCCCAUUGCGAGCCACAGUCCGAAGACCGCAAGGAGCUGGGGAGCGAGAUAGUGCCGAGAGCAGAACGAGUCCACUCGGCAGAACGAAGGAUCCUGCCCCCGAAAUCCCCUUUUCAGAGGACAGGGGAGCAAGAUGACCGACACACCGAGACCGGCACGCCAGCCCCUUCGCACAGAUUCCGAGAAGGAGCCCUAGCCCACGGAUGGGGGUCCUCGGGCCCCUCUCCCACACACACGCCGGCCAGCCCAGAGUCUAACGACCACAAGGCCGGCCCGCACUCACCGGCCAGGCCAUACGGCCACACGACCGCGCCGCCCCUAAAGUCCCACGAUCCAAUUGCGCAGGCUCCGACAACGAAACCCACGCAUCCGGACCAUGAGACUAUCCCCCCCCCUGCGGAUAUUAGCCGCCGAAGAAAGACGCCUGCUAUGCAAACAUCGUUCUCCGUCGUUGCCCAGAUUGCACCAAGCCCGGCUGCUACCCUUCCCCCCGGACCGUAA
Messenger RNA from Danaus plexippus (monarch butterfly), 1110 nucleotides. RefSeq lists its product as uncharacterized. Bases 1 to 1110 code for a protein of 369 amino acids. NCBI's taxonomy places the organism in Eukaryota, Metazoa, Arthropoda, Insecta, Lepidoptera, Nymphalidae. The record is from RefSeq and is a predicted model, not a curated record. The transcript has 5 exons.